GGGAGAAAGAGAGAGAGAGUAGAAGAAAAAGCAGAUUCCGUUUCAAUUUUAGGGUCUAGGUGCUAAUGCAUAUAACAUACCAUAUUACAAACUAUAAUCAAUUUGUUUAUGAGCGACGCUCGUCUUAUUAUAUGUGUUUAUAUAUAUUCCUUCAACUUGGUGCAACUUCAGUUUAUCAAGGUUUCUUCCUGGAUUAGCAUCCCUGUGAGGUUCCUUUUUUUUAUGUUGAGUGAGCGACUGAGUAAUAACAGCACCUUGUGUUAGUAGAGAGAGAAAGAGAACAGAGAGCAGAGAGAGAUGGAAGUUAACGAACAUGGUUUCUUAGAGGAGCUAUUAGCUUUUAGAAGAGAGACAUGGGAGACUUUCCCUGCUACAGGAGGUAUGAGUGAGUUGUUCACUAAUGGGUGGAGCUUUGACUGUUUUGAUGAGAACCCAGGUCUGGUCGUCGGACCAAAUUCUUCCUUCGGAGGACUCGCGGCCGCCGUAUCUACUUCUGCCGUGCCUGGUUUCAAUGGUCCCUUCAAUGAAACCUACUGCCCCUAUGCAGAUGGAUUAUGGGUACCAGAGAUGGAAGAUUCAUCAUCAUACAAGAAACAACACGAUACCCCAUCGUUCCCGUCUCAAGAAGACUAUCCCUCCUCGCUCAUGGAGGAUGAAGAACACGGUCUGCUCGGCGAUGAGCUUCGCAAUUUGGAGGAGAGGCCGACUACCUGUAAGAUGGAGCCCGUCCAAGCUCCCGAAAUCCCAGUUUUCAACAUGGGCAUGUGCUUAGAGAGGAAGAACCGAUCAAAGAAAGUGGAGGGUCAGCCAUCCAAGAAUCUAAUGGCCGAGAGAAGGAGAAGGAAGCGAUUGAACGACCGCCUUUCGAUGCUCCGAUCAGUGGUUCCUAAGAUAAGCAAGAUGGACAGAACGUCUAUACUUGGAGACACCAUAGAUUACAUGAAAGAGCUGCUGGAGAGAAUCAAGAAUUUGCAAGAUGAGAUUGAUGUGGAUUCAGAUCAGUUGAACCUGAUGAGCAUCUUCAAGGAGCUAAAACCAAAUGAAAUCCUGGUUAGAAACUCACCUAAGUUUGAUGUGGAGAGAAGGAACAUGGACACCCGGAUCGAGAUUUGCUGUGCAGGAAAGCCGGGAUUAUUGCUAUCGACAGUAACUACACUGGAGGCACUGGGCCUUGAGAUCCAGCAGUGUGUCAUAAGCUGUUUCAAUGAUUUUGCAAUGCAAGCUUCUUGCUCGGAGGAAAUGGAGCAGAGAACAGUAAUAAGUUCCGAAGACAUAAAGCAAGCAUUAUUCAGAAAUGCAGGCUAUGGAGGGCGGUGUCUGUAGAAAUAAAGGGAGCAAGUGAGGAAGAAACAAAAUGAUCGUUGAAAAUGGUCAUUCCAAGAAGACUGAAGCCAGAAGGGCUGGAAGGGAAUCGACAAAUCUCUGUAUUUUUUAUUUUAAUUGAGAGAUGGUGUUUGUAGUAAUUCUUUUUCUUUCCAAUAAGUAGUUGCUACUCAUCAGAAACCAUCUCAUCACGCCCUAUUUUAUGGUUUUUAUUUUAAUAUUCUGGUUCAAUUGGAGACCUUAUUAUUAAUGUAAUGAAUAUAUUGCUUGGUUCCUCCAUAUACCAACUAUAGAAAGUCUUUUAGUUU
This is a messenger RNA of Nelumbo nucifera (sacred lotus), 1631 nucleotides long. RefSeq names its product beta HLH protein 93 (gene BHLH093). Gene Ontology annotation, biological process: regulation of DNA-templated transcription. The record is from RefSeq and is a predicted model, not a curated record. Gene Ontology annotation, cellular component: nucleus. Gene Ontology annotation, molecular function: DNA-binding transcription factor activity; sequence-specific DNA binding; protein dimerization activity. NCBI's taxonomy places the organism in Eukaryota, Viridiplantae, Streptophyta, Magnoliopsida, Proteales, Nelumbonaceae.